GGCGUUGUCCCCUGCUGGCCAUUACAAAGAAUGCAAGUUUAAGGCACUUAUGCAUUGACUUCACUUUUCAGACUGGGAGUAACCCGCUUUAAAGUCAGGGGGGUGGGGGGCUGGUGGGCUGGUUAGGGCUCCCAAAAAGCUGAAGCUGGCCCUGCCCUGCUGGCACUGCCCGAUCUUGUAAAUAUUUCCGUAGAAAGGGGGUUGGACGACCCUCGCUGCCUGCAGUACAGACAGAAAACAUGCUAAUAGUGUUUUCCGCUGGUGUUUCAGUGUUUUCCUCUGUGUAAAGCUGCAGAUACAGAGUACACACAGCCUGCGGAAGUUUGACGGCAGAUCAGAAGCCUGUGUGAGGAUGGAGCGGGGCGACGGGGACGAGAAUGAGAGCAGCUCGUCCCAACAAAACACUCUGUGGAAACAGUUUCAAGCCAAAGCAAAGCCGCUGCUCAGCCCCAAGCUGGGCGCCAGAGAGCCCGACGACAAGAAGGAGCGAAGCAUGUGGAUGUUCAAGAAGAAGAGGAAGGGAAACGUAAUGGACCGGGUGAUCUCCUCCUCGCAGCCCGACCUCAUCUUCUCCUCUCGGGUGGAUGUAGAGACGAAGGAGGCUCAGCUCUGCGGCAAAGCGGUCGGCCGGGAGAAGCUGCAGUCAACCUCCAAGCAAAGCUCAGCCAGCCCGAACAAACCUACGGUGGCUCAUUUGGUGCAGUCCCACCAUAAGAGCUCCUCUCUCGGGUCUGCGUGCCUGGAGAAGCUGGCCGAGCCGCCGGGCAGCAGCGGCGGAGGCGAGGCGGCAACAGCUGCAGCGGCAGCGGCAGCGGCGACACAGCUGGAGACGGAGGAUGAGCAGCCGGGUGUGGGUGCACCGUGCUCCUCAGGGCCCCCCAUUGAGCAAGCAGCCCUCCCCAGCUCAGGGAUGUACAAGCUGGACAUCGAGCUGAAGAGAGGACACAACCUGGCCAUCCGAGACAGAGGAGGUAGCAGUGAUCCAUACGUCAAGUUCAAGCUGGCUGGUAAGGAGGUGUUCAGAAGCAAAACCAUCCACAAAAACCUCAACCCGGUGUGGGAUGAAAAGACGACUUUAAUACUGGAUUGUCUGAGUGAACCUUUGUAUGUAAAGGUUUUUGACUACGACUUUGGCCUUCUAGAUGACUUCAUGGGUUCUGCUUACCUGUACGUGGAGUCUCUGGAGCAGCAGAGGACGAUACCUGUAACUCUGGUGCUGAAGGACCCUCAGUACCCGGAUCAGGACCUGGGCUCCCUGGAGCUCGCCGUCACCCUGACGCCUAAAGACAGUCCCAUAGAGGAACGACGAGACUCCACAACCAUGCUGCUCAGGAGGUCCUGGAAACGAUCCACUAAGCAGCAGCAGUCACAACGUCUCUCGGAGAUGCAUCGGAAGUGGCAGCUGUGGAGAGGCAUCGUCAGCAUCGCUCUCAUCGAAGGUCGGAACCUCAUCCCCAUGGACCCCAACGGUCUGAGCGACCCGUACGCCAAGUUCAGGCUGGGACACCAGAAGUACAGGAGCAAGACUGUGCCAAAGACGCUGAGCCCACAGUGGCGGGAACAGUUUGACCUGCAUCUGUACGAGGAGUCGGGAGGCGUGUUGGAGAUCACAGUGUGGGACAGAGACACCGGGAGGAGAGAUGACUUCAUCGGACGCUGUCAGUUGGACCUCUCCACUCUGGCUAAAGAGCAGACGCACCACAUGGAGCUGCCGCUGGAGGAGUCCCGGGGCUACGUGGUGCUGCUGCUCACGCUGACCGCCUCGGCUCACGUCUCCAUCGCUGACCUGUCCGUCACGCCGCUGGACGACCCGCAGGAGGGCAGGGAGAUACGCAAACGCUACGGUGUGUUGAAGUCGUUCUCUAACUUGAAGGAUGUGGGCAUCGUGCAGGUGAAGGUGAUGAGAGCUGAAGGACUCAUGGCUGCAGACGUGACUGGUAAGAGCGAUCCUUUCUGCGUGUUGGAGCUGAAUAACGACAGACUGUUGACACACACGGUUUACAAGAACCUCAAUCCAGAGUGGAACAAAGUCUUCACCUUUAAUCUGAAGGAUAUUCACUCAGUGUUGGAGGUGACGGUGUUUGACGAGGACAGAGACAGAAGCGCCGACUUCCUGGGGAAAGUGGCCAUCCCCUUAUUACACAUCCGUAACGGAGAGCAGAAAGGAUACGUGUUGAAGAAUAAGGAGCUGACAGGUCCGAGUAAAGGGCUCAUCUACCUGGAAGUUGACGUCAUCUACAACACAGUCAAAGCUGCUUUGAAGACGGUCGUCCCUGCAGAGCAGAAAUACAUCGAGGAAGAACCAAAAGUCUCCAAACACUUGCUGCAGCAGAACUUUAACCGUGUGAAGCGAUGCAUCAUGGUCUUGAUUAGCUAUGGGACGUAUAUCAGCAGCUGCUUUGAAUGGGAGUCUGCACAGAGGAGCAUCAUCUCCUUUGUGCUGUUUGUGGUCGUGGUUUGGAACUUCGAGCUCUACAUGCUGCCGCUGGCCUUACUGCUGCUGCUGGUCUGGAACUACUUCUUCUCCUCAAGCAGGGACACAACAGACGUGUCCAUGGAGGCCAUGUUUGAAUGGGAAGAUGAAGAGGAGGAUAAAGACGACAAGGACUCGGAGCACAAGGGCUUCAUGGAUAAACUGUACGCCAUCCAGGACGUGUUCAUCAGUGUGCAGAAUGCGCUGGACGAGGUGGCAUCGUACGGAGAGAGGAUAAAGAACACCGUUAACUGGACAGUGCCUUUUCUAAGCUGGUUGGCGAUCACUGCCUUAUGUCUGGCCACAGUUCUUCUCUACCUCAUUCCUCUUCGAUACCUCGUGCUCGCAUGGGGUGUGAACAAGUUCACGAAGAAGCUUCGUGAUCCGUACAUGAUCGACAACAAUGAGCUUCUUGACUUUCUCUCCAGAGUGCCCUCUGAUGUUCAAGUGAUGCAGUACCGGGAGCUGAAGGUCGAUCCAGGACAAAGCCCCAGCAAACGGAGGAGGACGAACCUGAGCUAGCAGCACGCUCACAUUAACAAUCACUCCUCUCUGAACUGUACAACAAUGUAAACUAAGUUAUUUAUAUAUUUCUUGUAUAUUUGGAUUAUUAUGAGAAGAUGUGAAUGUUUUGAGUUUUGAGUUUUUGUUACUGUGGAAAGAUUUAUUUUCUAAAUCUUGUAAAGAAACACUUCUUCUGGUGAUGUUUUUUAAAUCUCUUUUAUUUCUUGUAACAACACUUCACAGGAUGAAGCUAAAGUGAUAUAUGUGGUAAUAAUGUAUGUCAUGAAUGUACAUGUGUAUGUUACAAUGAGCAUGCGUGUAUGAAGGUGUGCUGCUGUUGCAUGGGAUAUUUGCAUCUCUGAUUUCUGUUUUUUUUUUUUUAUUUCUUUAAACAUUAUUGUGCUAUUUUUAAUGUGUUGUUAGAGUCUGAUGUUAUUUUAAAGAUAGAGAUGCAUGUUAUUACCGUCACUGUUGUUCCACGUAUGACCGUACACACACGUACACGCCCGGUAAACAUGUGAAACACACGUCAGAUUAGAUCAAAUCCACACUACAACUUUGCAUGUUGACUUAAUGAACUGUUUAAAUGGAAAAUAACAUCAUCUGGAUUUCAUUGUGGAAAUUCAAACUGGAA
Messenger RNA from Thunnus maccoyii (southern bluefin tuna), 3611 nucleotides. It is a transcript of the gene mctp1b, whose product is annotated as multiple C2 domains, transmembrane 1b. NCBI's taxonomy places the organism in Eukaryota, Metazoa, Chordata, Actinopteri, Scombriformes, Scombridae. Gene Ontology annotation, cellular component: synaptic vesicle membrane. Gene Ontology annotation, biological process: regulation of neurotransmitter secretion. The transcript is spliced from 21 exons. Gene Ontology annotation, molecular function: calcium ion binding. Bases 353 to 2995 code for a protein of 880 amino acids. The record is from RefSeq and is a predicted model, not a curated record.